Molecule: messenger RNA, 2789 nt
Organism: Oreochromis niloticus (Nile tilapia)
Lineage: Eukaryota; Metazoa; Chordata; Actinopteri; Cichliformes; Cichlidae
Product: trichohyalin-like
Exons: 1
Coding region: 1392-2645 (417 amino acids)
Source: RefSeq, a predicted model, not a curated record
GAGCAGCGAUAGUUCAUACACAUUUUUCAGAGUCAAAUUCAAGCACUUUUUAAGCACUUUCAAGGUCCAUUUUCAAGCUUUUCCAACACAUUACCAAAAAAAAAGAAAAAAAAGAAUGCAUGCUUCACUUUGCAUCACCUCAGUAAGACCAUGUAAAAAUAAAACAAAUCAUCUCAGGUCGACCUAAAUGUCCUUUGUUCCCCUUUUGUUAAAACAGAGAAAAAUGCACCACACAAAAAUACUGAAAAAGGAAAUUGUUGCCUUAUAUGCAUAUAGUGUACAAACUCAAAACACACAUUUCUCUUAAAAAUUAAAAUGCCCAAAUGUAAACAAAUCAACUUGUUAGACAUAUUCAUCUCCACUUGAAAAAAACAACAACAACCCCACAAAACAAGAAAACUUCACCAAACACCACAAUAAUACACAGCAAGGCCAAAUUAAUAAAUCCUUUAUUUCCUGUGUGACACAAAAAUAGGAGACAGAUGUUUGUUUUUUUAACUAGUUAAAAACCCACGCCCAGAAAAAUGGGGGCUAAAUGGAGGAGAUCACGUUUAAACAGUUAUAUCACAAGGUCAGAAAUAUAAAGUGCCGACAUGAGUAGUGUCAGAGGUAAUAUCCAUAUUUUGAUAUAUGAUUUAAAUGUGAACCAAAGCAUAUUUUCAAAGGUGUAAUAUGCUAUAAAAUACUUCUAAAAAUUAGGUGAAGGAAAGAAAAAUGUGAUUUUUUUUUUUACAUGUUUGAGUCACAGUAACUUUGACAUAGUAACAUCUGCAGUAAUAUUCUGAUGACAUCUCACAAGUGUUAGUCUUGUAACAAAAUAAAGCUGUUUACACAGAGUUUGUAAUUGGAGAGAAAUACUCCAUUUAUUUUGGUCAUUUCAUUUUCAAGCAGGAAGCUCACCCUUUUUGUUAUACCCUUUAGAUGAAUAGAGUUUAAUUAAAUACAUACUCUUUAAAUAAUGUUCCCUUUUAUAAAAAGUAGGAUAACAAAAAGAUAAAACAUUUAUUAUAGCUCUAUUACGUAGGAAAAAACCUGUCUUGUUGUCUGUUAUAUAAUAUUAGGGAUGCUCGUGACAAUUAAUUUCUUGAUCGACUGGACUAACCAACUAGUCUAAACCUCAGAAACACUGAAAUUUAAGUUAAGUUUGAAAACUGUUUAAAAAAAAAAUACCCCAUUCCAAAAUGCCUUGUGACAAUCUCAUUGGCUAACGGAGCGAUGAUGUCACAAGGCAAUCUUAAGAAUCUUAAAUCCUUUGAAGUUUUUCCAUAAAUAGGGGUGAGACACAGCAAGUUUUAGUUCGUUUCUUCGCAGCAUUUGUGUUUGCAGCCUUCAAGCGUUGACCACAGAAACCUUUGGAAAGCUUUUCAGAGUCAUCGUAUACGAACUCCAACAUGUUUCCAAGAAAACACCAACCAAGUCAAAAAGAUUACGCCGCCUCUCCUUCCUGGCGUGGUCGGCCAGUUUCCCCAAAUGGCGUCUUAUCCUUCCAAAAAGCAUUACAGGACAGUAGGAAGGAAAACUACCAUCUCCAGAGAAAAAUUCAACAAAUUGAAGAGGAGAAACUUCAACUGGAAGAGAAGUGUAGACUAAUGGAAGCACAAAACAAAGUCCUGGAAGAAAGACAACAGCGCCAGCCCGACAUAAAACUUAUUAAUGAGGGCUGGGGAAUCAAAUUCGGACAAGCCCGAGAGCAGAUUGUGUACCUCAUUAAAGAAAAUAAGGAAAAGAGCGCGGAACUAAAAGAAAUGACCAACCAGUUUCAAGACAGGAAAGCGACGAUUGAUGAGAUACAAAGGGAUCUCCAAAACAUGGACCAAAGGAAUCAGCUGCUCCAAAGACAGUUCGAUAAAGCUGUGGAAAAAAAUAAAGAAAUCCUCCAACAGAAGGAAGAACAGGACAAAAAGCAAAGAGACAUGCAGCACGAACUCAAAGGGAUGCAGGAAAAAUACAGAAUGCUCAAAGUAAGCUUGGAUGAAACACUGCGCCAAAAUAAAGACCUCCUUCAAGAGAAAGAGCAACAGCAAGAAAGACUGAAAGAAGGAAAACAUAUUGUCCAGGACUUUGAGUCUAAAAAUGUAAAACUGCAAGAGUUUUGUAACGAACUAAAGGACAAAACAAGUGAGCUGGAAGGAGAAAAUGAAAAACUGGAGAAACGCUGCUCACAGAUGAAGAGAAGGAUCGAUCAAAUGGCGAGAAAUAACUCCGAGCUCAUUAAGGGGAUAUUGUUGGAAUUCAAUAACUUGAAGCGGGAAAACACUGAAAUGCAGGCACAAAAACAACAACAAGACAAAAUACACGAAGACCUGCAGCGCACACUCCAAGAAAUCCAGGGAAGAAAUGAGCAGUUACAAGACAUGCACAAAGAAGAAGAACAGAGAAAUGCAGAAAUGCACAAGGACAAGCUAAUACAGGAGGCAGCAUCCAAACAACUCAAAGACAAGCUGGAAGAAAAACAAGCAAGAUUAGAAGAGGUGGAACAAAGAUGCGAGAAACUUGAGAAGCAAAACGAAGAAACAAUCGAUGAGUUAAGAAAUCUCAUCCUGGAGAAAAAAGCGCUUGUGGAAAAGUCCAUGAAAAAGAAGACCAAAUGGUUCCGCUUGUUCCGGAGGAGGGACGCUACCGCUUCCUCACCUGUAGCAGCCUGAUCUUGCUCCACCUCUGUUCACCCCCCCCAACCAGUCCCGGCAGUUGACUGUCCCCUCCUGAGCCUGGUUCUGCCGGAGGUUUCUGCCCGUUAAAAGGCAGUUUUUCCUCCCCACUGUCGCCUAGUGCUUGCUCAGAGGGGGUUG